AUGGCCAACGACGAAUACGACUUCCUCUUCAAGGUGGUGUUGAUUGGAGAUUCUGGCGUCGGAAAAUCCAACCUGCUCAGUCGGUUCACUCGUAACGAGUUCAACCUCGAUUCCAAGUCCACCAUCGGCGUCGAGUUCGCUACCCGGUCCAUUCAGGUCGACUCGAAGACGAUCAAGGCCCAGAUCUGGGACACUGCAGGUCAGGAACGAUACCGCGCCAUUACUUCAGCAUACUACCGAGGUGCUGUCGGCGCCCUUCUCGUUUACGAUAUCAGCAAGCACCAGACGUACGAGAACGUCACACGAUGGCUUAAAGAGCUACGGGAUCACGCCGACGCCAACAUCGUCAUUAUGCUGGUUGGAAACAAGAGCGAUUUGCGGCAUCUACGAGCUGUGCCCACAGAAGAAGCCAAGGCUUUCGCGAGCGAGAACCACCUGUCUUUCAUCGAGACAUCAGCCCUCGACGCCAGCAAUGUUGAGCUCGCGUUCCAGAACAUCCUGACAGAGAUCUACCGAAUCGUUUCAAGCAAGGCUCUCGACAGUGGCGAUGGUGCCCAGGCCACCAUCGGUGCGGGCACCAACAUUUCUCUCAGCAAGCCGGCGGACGACGGCGCGAAGAAGAGCGGAUGCUGCUAA
This is a messenger RNA of Phaeoacremonium minimum UCRPA7, 636 nucleotides long. RefSeq names its product putative ras gtpase protein. Gene Ontology annotation, biological process: exocytosis. The coding region runs from base 1 to 636 and encodes 211 amino acids. NCBI's taxonomy places the organism in Eukaryota, Fungi, Ascomycota, Sordariomycetes, Togniniales, Togniniaceae. The transcript has 5 exons. Gene Ontology annotation, cellular component: recycling endosome. The record is from RefSeq and is a predicted model, not a curated record. Gene Ontology annotation, molecular function: GTPase activity; GTP binding.